Cornus florida is the source of this 842-nucleotide messenger RNA. RefSeq lists its product as uncharacterized. Bases 15 to 437 code for a protein of 140 amino acids. NCBI's taxonomy places the organism in Eukaryota, Viridiplantae, Streptophyta, Magnoliopsida, Cornales, Cornaceae. The record is from RefSeq and is a predicted model, not a curated record. The transcript is spliced from 2 exons.
ACUGGGUUUCAACCAUGUGGUGCCUUCAUUCUCAAUCUUCAAUUCUUCCCUUGGUUUUGCAGCUCAAACACAGACAACUAUUAGAGACACCUAAACUAUUUCGGCUCACCAGCUAUGAACCCACUACGCCUCUGCGUAGGCAAAACAUUCCAACCACAAUUCAUGUGAGUACCAAGGCCAUCAGCACUUCAAUUGUUCUUGGUGUCACUGCACCAGCAGAAUCCGGCGGUGACAUAACUGUCUUACUUCAAACAAGUGCAGUAUUUCUCUUUGUGUACUGGAUUGCCAACUUUGUGGUGCCGGAUAUCAUCUCCAAGGAUCUUCAGUUCGACAAGACCAGCGAAGACCAGAGAGCUGAUGUUGAUAAUCUUACAGAAGAAGAGAAAGCAAAGAAGUACCGAAGACGAAAAACGACCUUGCAAAGCCUCUCGUGUUGACCACUCGAAAGAACCAGAAGGAAAUAAAGAACAAAGAGAAAUAUGCGAAAAGUUUUUAGAUGAUCCUCCAUGGAGUAACCUACAGUUAAUUUUAUCACUUCAGAACAAAGAUAUUGAUGUCCGAGUGUUAGUUUCUUUCUUUCUCUCACUACAUAUAUGCACACAUAGAAUAUAAAUGUACUAUACCUUAUUCAUUUCUCUGCCUGAAAGUAUUGGCAUUGUAUGCAAAAAAAAUAAUAAUAAUAAAUAAAUAAUAAUAAUAAUAAUAAAAGAAAGUUGGGCUCCGUUUUGGAUUUGAAAAUUGAUUCGUUUAUCAAAACAAAGUGAAAAUUACAGAAAGAAUCGAGAAGAGGGAGAAAAGAAAUUGAAGUUUAGAAUCUGAGAUGUUUCAUUCUUCAUUUGGCU